Messenger RNA from Chelmon rostratus (copperband butterflyfish), 693 nucleotides. Its product is annotated as cytochrome b ascorbate-dependent protein 3-like. Gene Ontology annotation, molecular function: oxidoreductase activity. Bases 1 to 693 code for a protein of 230 amino acids. The record is from RefSeq and is a predicted model, not a curated record. Gene Ontology annotation, cellular component: lysosomal membrane. Lineage: Eukaryota; Metazoa; Chordata; Actinopteri; Chaetodontiformes; Chaetodontidae. The transcript has 5 exons.
AUGAGGCCGUCCGUGUCUUUCUCCGUCACCUACGUGUUGUGUCUGUGUUUGGGCCUGCUCUGUCUGCUCUCUGUGAGCUGCUGGAGCUCGUGGUGGAGAGGCGGUUUCUCCCGGGACGGUUCGGCUCUGCAGUUCAACUGGCACCCUGUCCUCAUGGCGUCCGGGCUGGUGGUUCUGUGCGGACACGCGGUCCUCGUCUAUCGUGUGCCGCUCACCUGGAAGCAGAAGAAGCACACCUGGAAGCUGCUGCAUGCUGGACUGAUGCUUCUGGCUCUGCUUGUGUCCGUCCUGGGUCACAUCCCUGACCUGUACUCUCUGCACAGCUGGGUGGGCAUCUGCACUGUGCUGAUGUUUACAGUCCAGUUGGUCCUUGGUCUGGCCGGCUUCUUGCUUCCUUGCUCUCCGCUUUGGCUCCGUAGCACCCUGAAACCUGUUCAUGUUUGGAUGGGAAAAGCAAUCUUGAUCCUCAGUCUGACCUCCUGCGUCAGCGGUAUCAAUGAGAAACUGUUCUUCGCUCUGAACGGAAGCAGCGGCGAACCGUACAACUCACUGCCGGCGGAGUUCGCAAAUUCCCUCUGCGUCCUCAUCGUGGCCUUUGGCUCGGUCGUCUUUGGCGUCCUGUCCAGAAGCAAAUGGCAGCGGCCGGAGACAGACGGUGAAAGUGAUCAUCUGCUCAGUGAGAUCGGCACGUGA